AUGAAUGUCUCUCGCAUGUUGUGCCUGCCGUCAAUGAUCGAGUACUGUCAGCGUGGCGAACUGGAGCGUGGCGAUCCGCCGCAGUGCAACAUUCUCGUGACCGCCGACAAGUUCGAGAAGAUAGGACAGCAGAUGCCGACGGUGUCCAUGUUUGCGAUCUGGUAUAGAGGCAGAGUGGCUGUCCAUGACGACAUGGUAGCCCCAGUGCUUGCAGAUGACGAGCAACACAUCUGGGACAACGCGGCCCAUAUCGCCAUGCUCUUUGUUCGUCUGCAAUAUCUUGCUUCAUCCGAAGCAGACGGCAAGAACGACAAGUUGAUCAAGGAUGCGCGAUGCUGUCUCACGGAGUACAAGGAUGCACUCGGGAGCUUGCUGUUCAAAUGGCAGGCUAGAUCGACUUUGGAUGGAGAGUCAUCGACACUGAAUGCAGGCACUGUGAAGGCACUGCUAUCCAUAUGUGACGUCGCCAUCACUCGCUCACCGGAGCCUCCACGAGGUGUUAGUGCGUUGCCGCAAGACGAACACACUGGGGACGUCACCACAGACCUACCCAGUACGCGCGCAAUCCAGCAGCCGUGGGAGAACUCGUGGUAG
Fomitopsis serialis is the source of this 594-nucleotide messenger RNA. RefSeq lists its product as uncharacterized. The transcript is spliced from 4 exons. The coding region runs from base 1 to 594 and encodes 197 amino acids. Lineage: Eukaryota; Fungi; Basidiomycota; Agaricomycetes; Polyporales; Fomitopsidaceae. The record is from RefSeq and is a predicted model, not a curated record.